Molecule: messenger RNA, 1527 nt
Organism: Suricata suricatta (meerkat)
Lineage: Eukaryota; Metazoa; Chordata; Mammalia; Carnivora; Herpestidae
Product: keratin, type I cuticular Ha2-like
Exons: 7
Coding region: 1-1350 (449 amino acids)
Molecular function (GO): structural molecule activity
Source: RefSeq, a predicted model, not a curated record
AUGGCUUCCAAGUGCCUGAAGGCCAGCUUCUCAUCGGGGUCUCUCAAGGGCCCAGGAGGGGCCGGUGGCGGCUCCGCUCGCGUGUCCGCAAUGUACUCCAGCAGCUCCUGCAGGCUCCCCAGCCUCUCGCCUGGGACCCGCAGUUUCUCUGCGUGCUCAGUGGGGCUGGGCCGGAGCGGCUGCAGGAUGGCCAGCUGCCUGCCCGCUCUUUGCCUCCCGUACGGGGGCUUUGCCACCAGCUCCAGCGUGGGUGGGGGCUGGUUCGGGGAAGGCGUCCUCAGUGGCAGCGAGAAGGAGACCAUGCAGUCCCUGAACGACCGCCUGGCCAGCUACCUGGAGAAGGUGCGCCAGCUGGAGCGGGAGAAUGCCAGCCUGGAGAGCCGCAUCCGGGAGUGGUGUGAGCAGCAGGUGCCCUACCUGUGCCCCGACUACCAGUCCUACUUCCGGACCAUCGAGGAGCUCCAGAAGAAGACCCUGUGCACCAAGGCCGAGAAUGCCAGGCUCGUGGUGCAGAUCGACAACGCCAAGCUGGCCGCAGACGACUUCAGAACCAAGUACGAGACGGAGGUGUCCAUGCGGCAGCUGGUAGAGUCAGACAUGAAUGGCCUGCGCAGGAUCCUGGAUGAUCUGACACUGUGCAAGGCUGACCUGGAGGCCCAGGUGGAGUCCCUGAAGGAGGAGCUGCUGUGCCUCAAGAAGAACCAUGAGGAGGAAGUCAGUGCCCUGCGGUGCCAGCUGGGGGACCGCCUUAAUAUUGAGGUCGACGCUGCACCACCUGUGGACCUGAACAGGAUGCUGCAGGAGAUGCGGUGUCAGUAUGAGACGGUGGUGGAGACCAACCUCAGGGACGUGGAGGAAUGGUUCAACAUGCAGAUGGAGGAGCUCAACCAGCAGGUGGCCACGAGCUCCGAGCAGCUUCAGAGCUACCAGUCAGACAUCAUCGACCUGAGACGAACGGUCAACACACUGGAGAUCGAGCUGCAGGCCCAGCACAGCCUGAGGGACUCUCUGGAAAACACCCUGGUGGAGACCGAGGCGCGCUACAGCUCCCAGCUGGCCCAGAUGCAGUGCAUGAUCACCAACGUGGAGGCCCAGCUGGCCGACAUCCGCUGUGACCUGGAGCGGCAGAACCAGGAGUACAAGGUGCUGCUGGAUGUCAAGGCCAGGCUGGAGUGUGAGAUCAACACGUACCGGGGCCUGCUGGAGAGCGAGGAUUGCAAGUUGCCCUGUAACCCGUGCUCCGCACCCUCCUGUCCCCCUUGUGCGCCUUCCCCCAGCGCAGCCCGCACCGUCUGCGUGCCGCGCACCGUCUGCGUGCCUUCCGCGCCCUGUCCUCAGGUCCGCUACUGAAAGUCCCUUAGUGUCGGUGGAUCCUGGACAGACUGGAGCUGGGAGGCUGGAGCCUCCUCAGGCGGCGGCGUCUGACCCUCCAGUUCGGUGGCCAGCAAGGAAGCCCUCCAGCUGGGAGGUGGGCUGGGUGCUACAGGCUCUGAUCAGCCCCGGGCGACUCGGAAAACUGCCUCUCAC